AUGAUCAUUAAGAAUAGUGAGCUUUUGGAAGACAUAGAUUAUAAUUUAAAAUUAACAAAAUGGAUACUUAAGCCUCUCGGAGUUUGGUCGUUUGUUACUAGAGAUUCUAAUUUAACUAGUAAAUUAUCGUCAGUUUUAAUUAUUUUCGUAAAUUUAUUCAUAAUGUUCAUAACUUUUAUGCCGUGUUGUGUACAUAUGAUCUUCAGAGAAACUGAUCCGGCUGUGAAAAUUAUUUUAAUGGGACCUUUUGGUUUUUGUCUUACCAAUUGCUGUAAAUAUUACUUCAUAAUGUAUCGUUCUAAUAUUAUAACAAAUUGUUUAAAUCAUGUCAAAGCUGAUUGGGCUAGAGUAAAAACAGAGGAAGAUCGACAGAAAAUGAUCGAAAGUGUUAAUGUUGGUCGUAAUAUCACUAAACUAUGUGCAGUUUUUAUGUUUUCUGGCGGUGUUUCAUACCACACAUUUAUGCCUAUGUGGAAAGGUAGUACAUUAAAUGAAUUGAACGAAACAAUCCGACCGCUUGCUUAUCCAGGGAAUGAAAUUUUUUUCAACUGUCAAAAAACUCCAAUCUACGAAUUCAUUUUUUUUCUUCAUUUCACAUGCGGUAUGGUAAUGCAAACCAUUACAACAGGAGCUUGCCAUUUAGCUGCUGUAUUUGCUACUCACGCCUGUGGGCAAAUUGACAUACUUAAAUCAAAAUUAGAAAAUUUGCUAAAGAAAGAAAACUCAAAAACAAAUGAUACUAUUGAUAAUCGGAUUGCAUCUAUAAUACAAAGUCAUGUUAGAGUUUUAGAUUUCUCAAAAAGUAUUGAAAGAAUGUUACGUGAGGUUUGUCUUGUUGAAGUUGGAGCAUCAACUAUGAUUAUCUGUUUAUUGGAAUAUUACUGCAUGACAGUAAGAUUAAAA
Molecule: messenger RNA, 903 nt
Organism: Cotesia congregata
Lineage: Eukaryota; Metazoa; Arthropoda; Insecta; Hymenoptera; Braconidae
Source: the annotation of a GenBank genome assembly